Messenger RNA from Herpailurus yagouaroundi (jaguarundi), 3707 nucleotides. Its product is annotated as transmembrane protein 106B. Gene Ontology annotation, biological process: lysosome organization; lysosome localization; lysosomal transport. The record is from RefSeq and is a predicted model, not a curated record. Gene Ontology annotation, cellular component: lysosomal membrane. Bases 305 to 1132 code for a protein of 275 amino acids. The transcript has 9 exons. NCBI's taxonomy places the organism in Eukaryota, Metazoa, Chordata, Mammalia, Carnivora, Felidae.
CUCUGCGCAGGCGCGGACGCAGGUUGCAGCAGCGCCAGGCCUCAGCCAAAGCAGUGGUUCUGCUGCCCCUCCCCCGCUCCGAAUCCGCGGCCGCCGCUUGUAGGCCUGUAGUCCCAGCCCCAGCGAUCCGGACUGCAGACCCCGUGACCCUAUUCCCUGGCCAGUGCGCGCCGGAGCAGCUCGGUACUGCGCAGCGCUCUGCGUGCAGGAUGCUUGGCCCUCAGGGUCUUUUGCCUGAGAAGAGAUAAGCUGGAAAGAAGAAUUUAAGCACCUAGAAAGUACAGACUGAGGAGGAACAAGAGACAUGGGAAAGUCUUUUUCUCAUUUGCCUUUGCAUUCAAAUAAAGAAGAUGCUUAUGAUGGAGUCACAUCAACUGAAAAUAUGAGGAAUGGACUGGUUAAUAAUGAAGUCCAUAAUGAAGAUGGAAGAGGUGGAGAUGUCUCUCAGUUUCCGUAUGUGGAAUUUACAGGAAGAGAUAGUGUCACUUGUCCCACUUGUCAAGGAACAGGAAGAAUUCCUAGGGGGCAAGAAAACCAGCUUGUGGCAUUGAUUCCAUAUAGUGAUCAGAGAUUAAGGCCAAGAAGGACAAAGCUGUAUGUGAUGGCUUCUGUGUUUGUCUGUCUGCUCCUCUCUGGAUUGGCUGUGUUUUUCCUUUUCCCUCGCUCUAUUGACGUGAAAUACAUUGGCGUAAAAUCAGCAUACGUCAGUUAUGAUGUUCAAAAGCGUACAGUAUAUUUAAAUAUCACGAACACACUAAAUAUAACAAACAAUAACUAUUAUUCUGUUGAAGUUGAAAAUAUCACUGCACAAGUUCAGUUUUCAAAAACUGUUAUUGGAAAGGCUCGCUUAAACAACAUAACCAAUAUUGGCCCACUGGAUAUGAAACAAAUCGAUUAUACGGUACCUACUAUCAUAGCAGAAGAAAUGAGUUAUAUGUAUGAUUUUUGUACACUGAUAUCAAUCAAAGUACAUAAUAUCGUACUCAUGAUGCAAGUUACUGUGACAACAACAUACUUUGGACACUCUGAACAGAUAUCCCAGGAAAGAUACCAGUAUGUUGAUUGUGGAAGGAACACAACUUAUCAGUUGGGGCAGUCUGAGUAUCUAAAUGUACUUCAGCCACAACAGUAAAAAUUGAAUGAUAUGCCAGUGGAGAAGAAGAAAUCCCUAUCGAUAUUUUCUAGAACUCUGAAGAAUGAGGUACUUACUUCCUGAUAGGAGAUCUUAAAUUGAAGAAAACUAAAGUUUACACCUUCCAUUUUAGGGGUACAAGUAAAAGUAGGUGGACUCGAACAUUACUGCAGCGAUCCACUCUGUGUUCAUGUUGUCUGUACCAGGAUCUUUUACUUGAAUCUAAAUUUGCCAAUUGAUUUUCUUCUCCCCCUCUCCCUAGCGGGGGAAAUUGAGACUUCCCAUGUAGGACAGUAAGUAAUUUACAAUUCACAGCUUCGGCCACUACUGAAAACCUAACUUUGAUGAUGGACAUAAUUUGAGAAACUUUAUUUCUGAAUGUUUUUAUAGAAUAUUACUGAGAGCCUGUUAUUCAUGAAAGACUUUUAAAAAUAACCUUUUUUUUUCUGUUUUAUAAAUUCCCAUUGCUACAUAGUAGGAUUUCAAGGUAUUUUAGCUUUUAGCUAAACAUUUGUAGUUUUUCAUUUAUUGAAAUUCUACUCAUUUGCACGUUUUUGUCAGUCUUAUUUCAAUCCAGUGCUUGCAGAACACUAGAAACCAAAAUAAUCUUUGCAAAAUUCUGAAUCUAAAAUUUUUGAAAGCUCCCUGUUUCACAUGUCUUUCCAUCUAAGUAAGUUUUGUGAAAUUUUUGUGUAGUCUUCAAACAUCGUUAAUGUAUAAUAUUGUAAAUAAACUGUGCAUGGCUUUUAUACAGCUUAAAUAAAUGUCAAAUAAAGUACAGAUUCAAAAUAAAGUAAGUUGCUCAUAAAAAAUAAAUAAAACGGGAAAUUGAAAUUCAGAAACUUAUAGAAUGUGAAUAUGGUUCCAGUUACAUACAGGAUCAGGCAUCAAGUGAUUUUGAAAUAAAGUAUUUUGAUGCUCCACUUUUUUUUAAUGUUGCUUUUCAGACUAACAAGUUGUGGAGACACUUUUCACAACUCUUUGGUACCCAAGUCACCCAAUGUUACCCAUUUUAUGCCUGUUUUCAAGGAGGAAAUUGUGUCUUUGGUAGAAAUUCUCCAAGAAAUCUUAUUAAAUGAUGGUGGCUAUAUAAGAAUUAAACCUAUAUUAUGCUUUUUAAAAAUUUAAUCACUUUGCACAUCACAUGGAUAUCAAGCCUCUAGCAGUUAACGUUUUUAAAUUUUCAACUUUUUGUUUGGAUUUUAUUUAAAAUUAUUUUCAAGUGGAAAUUAUUGAUUUUUGCAUUUUGUCAUCUUAUAUUUUCAAUACCAUUUUCUGUUUGGGCUUUGUGCCUUUUCACUUACCAAGUUCUAAUUACCUUGUAAAUAUAUACCACUGAGGGUAGGGACCAACUGUGAUACCAAAAAAAUAAAUAAAUAAAUAAGUGGCUUGAGAUUAAUUUCUUUCUGUUCCCUAGAGACAGAAGUCAGGUUCCCUUUCCCUCAAAGUGCCUAACUUAGGUCUGAAACAUACCUGUUUAUCAGUCGGACUCUCUCAGCUGUUACACACAAGCUUUGUUUAAUUAUUUAGAGCUAAUGAAGUCUCCUUUCUGCCUUUAAACACACUCAGGUCUCCCUUUAGUGUUAUUAUAAUUUUCCCCAAGUUUUCCUGAGUGAACAUUUUAAAUGGGUAGAAUACACUUUUUUUUUUUUUGGACUGUUGUUUUACCUUAAUCGUUGCUAACUCACCCAUCGUUGCUAUUAAAGUCACCCCAUUACAUUUGUUAUAGACUCACUAGUCAAACCCAGCCUUCAUGUUUUUUUCUUCUAUGAUUUUUGACUACUCCUAUUCUCCUUGAAACUGAACACUCCUCUAAUGUUUCGAUUCUAUUUGUAUUUUUCAAAUCAUUCUCAUUUCAUUUUCCCUCAUUCUGUCUUUUGAUCUUUCAGUGACUAUUAUCUAGACCCUCUUUUGCUUCAAAAUUUCUACUCCUGUGACUUUAACCAACAAUCAUCUAUAUUAGGGCUUCCAAAUCUUUCUGUAUACCUGACCAGUCACCUGUCAGGCUUCUUCUCAUUUAGUGAGUUACCUAGAGAUGAAAGUAUUUCACUGACUGUGUAAAUCAUAAAGUGUUUCAAAAAUGUUUAUCAUAUUCUGUUCUCUCCUUGUCCUUACUUCAAAAUCACCCUUCAUUUUUUCAUAAUCACCCUUCAGAUAUGCCUUCUUCAGAAAUCAAUCCUGGUUUAUCUUUUAACUUCAUAAGAGUAUGUAGUGUAAGUGAAUGGAUUUUUCUGUUGAUUUGUGGUCUGAUAUCCUUUUGGAGUGCAUGCAUAGUAUUUGCUGAAGAUACAGGAAAGUGAAGGAACAUUUGCUUUUAGUGACUUAGUUUUGAAUAUUUUUUCUUCAUUUUUAAAAAUUAACACUUUAUUGUACCUACUUUCCAUGAAGCAUAAGGUAGAAAAACCUAGAAUUUAAGAUGAGUGCAAACCUGUAGUAGAAAAAAAGAUCACCUGUGACUACUUUCAGAGAAGUUUUAAAUAACUUGCCAGAAUAAGCUUGGAACAGAGCAGGUAUAAGUUAAUAAAAUUACAAAAAUACAUUCAGGUGAAACAGAAUUACAGCCAUUAAAAAAAGA